Trachymyrmex cornetzi is the source of this 606-nucleotide messenger RNA. It is a transcript of the gene mRpL54, whose product is annotated as mitochondrial ribosomal protein L54. The record is from RefSeq and is a predicted model, not a curated record. The transcript is spliced from 2 exons. Gene Ontology annotation, cellular component: mitochondrial large ribosomal subunit. Bases 93 to 500 code for a protein of 135 amino acids. Lineage: Eukaryota; Metazoa; Arthropoda; Insecta; Hymenoptera; Formicidae. Gene Ontology annotation, molecular function: structural constituent of ribosome.
CGGCCAUACUACUAAUACCGUACAACAUACCAAGUAUCUAAGAGUCAAGAAUACCAAGUCGAUCUUAUAAUUAAGUAUCGAACAUACUACGCAUGAUGAUGAAUCUCGCCGUUGUUAACCGGUUCUUCCAUUUUCCAAGAAACUCCAUAAUACCGACUCGAUAUACAAUCCAAACGAGAGAAUACGCCGGACCAGCGACCCGGACUGGAGUGAAGAAAUUAAAGAAGACAUUAGUUACGGUAGAAAAAAAAGUAUUGCCAGUUGAAACGGAUGUUAACAGACUCUUAACUCAUGUAUGCGGUACAAAUAUUUAUAAAGAGGGAGGAAAAGACAUAGAGUUAAAGCCAGAUUCUGAAUACCCUAGUUGGUUGUGGAGUAUUAGAACUGGCCCUCCUCCACCUUUGGAAGAAUUAGAUUCAAAUACAAAACAAUAUUGGAAAAGAUUGCGAUUACUCGGUUUAAGAAAAAACAAUCAAAAAAGUAAAAACAGAAAGUUUUAAUUGACUUGUGCAAAAAUAUACCGCGUAUAUGUAAUAUGUUUGCUGUAUUGAAAAGCGCUGAAAAUAAUUGUUACUUCUGCAUUGUAAAUCGAUAUACAAGUUAAUA